This is a messenger RNA of Anopheles nili, 1946 nucleotides long. Its product is annotated as protein MTO1 homolog, mitochondrial. The transcript is spliced from 3 exons. The coding region runs from base 1 to 1905 and encodes 634 amino acids. Lineage: Eukaryota; Metazoa; Arthropoda; Insecta; Diptera; Culicidae. The record is from RefSeq and is a predicted model, not a curated record. Gene Ontology annotation, molecular function: flavin adenine dinucleotide binding. Gene Ontology annotation, cellular component: cytosol. Gene Ontology annotation, biological process: tRNA methylation; tRNA wobble uridine modification.
AUGUCAUCGGCCACCGGAAAUUCCUUCGACGUCAUCGUCGUCGGUGGAGGUCACGCCGGAACGGAAGCUUGCAGUGCGGCAGCUCGUAUGGGCGCUCGAACCCUGCUCGUAACACACAAACACUCCACCAUCGGUGAGAUGUCCUGCAACCCGUCGUUCGGAGGCAUCGGCAAGGGUCACCUGAUCCGUGAGGUGGACGCACUGGACGGUGUUUGUGCGAGAUGUUGCGAUCGGAGUGGCAUCCAGUACAAGGUGUUAAAUCGUCGCAAAGGUCCUGCUGUGUGGGGUCCGAGGGCACAAAUCGAUCGGCAGUUGUACAAACGCGAAGUACAGCAAACGCUUGGCGACACACCUAACCUAACAAUCGUCGAAGCGUCGGUUGAGGAUAUCGUGUUGCGGGAAGACUCCCGUGAAUUGGCCGCUAUCCGAUUGUCCGAUGGUCGCACGAUUUCGACUGCAAGCGUCGUCAUCACGACGGGUACGUUCCUACGCGGUCAAAUCAACAUCGGACUGGAAAAACGUCCCGCUGGAAGGAUCGGCGAUGAACCGGCCGUAGGGUUGGCGAAAAGCAUCGAAGAGCUGGGCUUCCGGUUGGGUCGGUUAAAGACGGGCACACCACCACGCAUUCACCGGGAUUCGAUUCGUUUCGACGAACUAACACGCCAUCCGGGUGAUGAUCCACCGGUUCCAUUUUCUUUCCUAAACGAACGCGUGUGGUUGGAAGCCGAUCAGCAGCUGGACUGCUUUCUCACACACACAACACCCCACGUGAAUGACAUCGUGCGGCGCAAUCUGCACCAAAACCGGCACGUAACCGAGGAACUAACCGGACCACGGUAUUGUCCUUCGAUCGAAUCGAAAGUGCUACGAUUCGGGCACAAACAGCACCAAAUCUGGCUCGAACCGGAAGGUUUCGAGAGCGAGCUAAUCUACCCGAACGGACUUUCCUGUACACUGCCCGCCGAUGAACAGAUCGAGCUGGUGCGCUGUCUAAAAGGACUCGAACAAGCGGAAGUUGUCCGGCCAGGAUAUGGCGUGGAGUAUGAUUUCGUUGACCCACGUGAGCUGUUUCCAACGCUCGAAACUAAACGUGUCCGUGGGCUUUUCCUGGCCGGGCAAAUCAACGGUACAACGGGUUACGAAGAGGCCGCAGCCCAGGGUGUGCUGGCGGGUGCAAAUGCUGCGGCCAAGGCGCUCGCACGUCCUCCGUUACUCGUGAGCCGAACCGAGGCCUAUCUGGGUGUGCUGGUGGAUGAUCUGACCACACUCGGGACGAACGAACCGUACCGGAUGUUUACGGCUCGGGCCGAGUUUCGGUUGAGCUUGCGGCCGGAUAAUGCCGAUCUGCGGCUCACCGAAAAAGGGCACGCCGUGGGACUGGUGUCUGAGGAGCGCUACCAACGGGUAGUGUCCUUGCGGGACCGAUUGCAGCGUGCUGUGGAAGCGCUGCGGGAUGUUAAAAAAGGCAGCAACCAGUGGCGAGCCGCGUUACAGCUUCCGGCGGCUAAAGCGAGCGUGUACAAGAGCGCUUUCGAAACGUUGGCCAUCUCGAACGAUGACAUCACGACCGAGCGGGUUUGUGCCGUCGAACCGGAGUUUCUCGGGUGGAUCCGGGAUGAUCCUGAGUUGUGUCAGAGGUUGAAGAUCGAAGCGCUGUACAGCCUUUCGAUCGAGGAUCAAUCUCGUGAGGUUGCGGAAGUGCAGCGAAACGAAAGCCUGCGCAUUCCGGACGCCAUCGAUUACCUAUCCAAAUCGCUUAAUCUAUCCUUCGAAGAGCAAGAAAAGCUGGUCAAAAUACAACCACAAACUAUUGCGGCCGCUAGUCGUAUCCAGGGCAUCACACCGUCCUCGAUCGUACGGUUGGUGAAGUACGUGAAGCAGCAGGAGCUGUCAAGCGCGUGUUAACGAGUCGCAUCCUUCCAAACAGACAAGGUCUCAAAGUUUUG